AUGGCAAGUUUGAGAACAGCCAUGGACGCCACGUUCUGUGACCUCAACAUUUCAACUCCGCAAGCAUUCCACGGCGUAGCUCGGGCCGUCCCAGGGGAUCCUCCCCCCCUCGACGGCGCAAGGGCCAGCAAAGUCCUCAGAAUCCAGCAGCUUUCCUUGUUAGGAAAUGGGUUUCCUCUGGGUGUCAUUCCAUUAAUUUCGCCAUCCCCUAAUCAUAAGGAGUUAGGCUCUCUCGCGCUGCAAUCUCUCAUCGGAAAAGUUUGUAUGGAUGACUGUUUUGUUGAACCUGAUGAAAAGGAAAGUGAAUCAAGGUGGGUUGGACUAGUUGGGCAAUUUCGUCCCAAGAAAUUGUUAUCGUCUAUUAAAGCUGAAGCUUCAGCUGCCAAGGAUUGGCAGCUGCCACUCCUUAAAAAUUCGGCUAAGCAUUUCCUCGAUAAAUCACUCUAUAAGAUUGGCUUAUGCACACAAAUAGCACUAACUUCAUCAUCUUCUUUGCUUUUUAGCACUGAAAAUCAUGGUGAGGGAAAAAAACGACGCACAAAGGCCAUGCUCGUUCACCAGGCAAAGAUAGAUGCUCGUCUGGAUAUUUGUUCGGCCUCAUCUUUAGCCAAGGGUCUUUUCAGUAAUCCACCACAAAAUGAUUUGUCCUCUCCCAAACUCAAUCUCAUUUUCCAGCAACAGGUUCUUGGGCCAAUUGUAUUUCGGGUCAACUCAAGAUUUUCGCUCGAGAAUUCGUCUGGAAGACCCAAGCCCCAGCUUGAAGAUGUGAUAUACAGCCUGAAUUACGCGCUAAGAGCCCUCAGAUCAGGAAAAGUGGUUGCGUGGUAUUCUCCUAAGCGGAAAGAGGGAAUGAUUGAGUUACGACUCUUUGAGUUCUGA
Molecule: messenger RNA, 879 nt
Organism: Striga asiatica
Lineage: Eukaryota; Viridiplantae; Streptophyta; Magnoliopsida; Lamiales; Orobanchaceae
Source: the annotation of a GenBank genome assembly